Messenger RNA from Lingula anatina, 1284 nucleotides. Its product is annotated as DNA repair protein XRCC3. NCBI's taxonomy places the organism in Eukaryota, Metazoa, Brachiopoda, Lingulata, Lingulida, Lingulidae. Gene Ontology annotation, cellular component: Rad51C-XRCC3 complex; replication fork. The record is from RefSeq and is a predicted model, not a curated record. Gene Ontology annotation, biological process: t-circle formation; double-strand break repair via synthesis-dependent strand annealing; resolution of mitotic recombination intermediates. Gene Ontology annotation, molecular function: ATP-dependent DNA damage sensor activity; ATP binding; four-way junction DNA binding.
CACUAGAGCGCAUUUGUGAAAAGCCAGGCUGGUGAAAAUCUAUUUUUAAAUGAUGGAUAUAACUGGAACCAGCAAUGAACAGUAAAUGAAAUGCAGCAGACAGCGACAUUAGAUGAUCUUGAUAUCAAUCCGAGAAUAAUUAAAGCUCUGAAGAGAGCAAAACUAUUGGAUUUUGGUCAAAUUUUGAGUCUCUCUGCACCAGACUUGGAACGGAACACUACACUUUCAAUGAGAGAUGUCCAUAUGGUACACAGGGAAGUCGCCAAGGCUGUGAAAAAACCAGCUGUUAUAUCAGCUCUUGAAUUGUCCUCUGAAUCAUGUCCAGACUGCCAUAAAAUAUUUAACCUUAGCACAGGCGAUGGUUUCAUUGACAAACUUCUACGAGGAGGCAUUCUAUCCAAAGGCAUCACAGAGGUGGCUGGAGCUAGUGCAACUGGCAAAACACAGUUUUGUAUUCAGUUGUGUUUAACAGUGCAGCUUCCUAGAGCACAGGGAGGAUUGGGGGGAGGUGCAGUGUACAUAUGCACAGAAGAUGUUUUCCCUACUAAAAGGUUGCAACAAAUGAUUGGUGCAUUCUGUAAAACCAUUGAUAAAGAGUUCCAGAAAAUACAAUUUGGGGACCAAAUAUUCAUUGAGCAUAUUGCAGAAAAGGAGGACCUCAUUAGCUGUUUGAAGUAUCGUCUACCAAAGUUACUGCAGAAAAAUAUAGUCAAGUUAGUGGUUAUUGAUUCUGUAGCAGCCCUUUUUAGGAGUGAAUACCAUCUCAGUGAAUCUACUAAAAGGAGCAAACAGCUUAGCUCCUUAGGUGCUAUUUUACAUGAACUGAGCAGUAGCUCCAACAUUCCAGUUGUCUGUGUAAAUCAGGUCUCUGAUGUGAUUAACCCGAGUGCAAAAAGCCAUGGCAAACAGGUGACACCUUCCCUUGGACUGACCUGGGCAAAUCUUGUCACCACUCGGCUCAUGUUGACAAGGACAAUAUACAAUGUAACAAUUGAGCGGUCAGACACUGCUGGCAAAGUGUUGGAUAAAUAUGAAUCUGCUGUAAGAAAACUGGAAGCGGUGUUUGCACCACACUUGCAAAAGGACUGUUGUCACUUUGUGAUAAGCUCAGAUGGAGUUAAAGGCAUUUUAAUACAAGACACUCCUGAUUGAAGAGACUGGGUCUCAGUUUUAUCACUAAGAACUGGUUUUGAUUAAAUGUAUUUGUUAAGUAUAAUUGUGUCAUAUGAAUUCUAUAACUAUGAACAUUUAAAAAAUAAAUGGAAUAUGUUUAUAUCCUACCAG